UCACUCUCACUCUCUCUCUCUCUCCUGCAAAUGCAAGCUCCAAACCCCCUUGCUGAUCUUCACCGUCAUUGACCAAAUGGGCAAAGCGUCACAGUGGUUUCGGGGUAUCCUUGGCAUGAAGAAGCAGGACUCCUGCUCUCCAGCUCCUACAGCUCCAAAACCUCCCAAAGAAAAACGAAGAUGGAGCUUCGUAAAGUCACACAGAGAGAAAGACGACCAGCGCCAGUACCAUACUACCAAACAACACAGCUACGAAACGACGUCAACAGCGGCAACAGGAAGAAGAAAUUCGUGCGGACUGAUGAUCCCCGUCCAUCAGGAGUUUGGCGCGGUGGAUCCCAACAAGCACGCGAUCGCUGUGGCGGCCGCGACAGCCGCCGUGGCGGAGGCUGCUCAGGCGGCAGCUCAGGCUGCUGCGGCGGUGGUCAGGCUGACCAGCAGCGGGAGGUGCGCCAGCAACACCUCGGCUUACGGUGGCGGGAGCCAGCUUAUUGGGGCUCGUAAAGAUCAGUGGGCUGCUGUGAAGAUUCAGGCUGCUUUUCGAGGGUGUUUGGCUAGGAGAGCGUUGAGAGCAUUGAAAGGAUUGGUGAAGCUUCAGGCACUGGUUAGAGGUCACAUUGAGAGGAAACGGACAGCAGAGUGGUUACAGAGGAUGCAAGCAUUGCUGCGAGCCAAGGCACGUGUGCGUGCCAGUCGGGCUGGCCAAAUUUCAGAGUCGUUGCAUUUGAGUAGCAAGUCUUCUCACCUCCAAUAUCACAUUGGUCCAGCAACCCCUGAAAAAACUGAGCAUGUAAUCAGACGCAAGAGUACUACAAAGUAUGAUCAGCCACCAACACUCAAGAGAAAUGGCUCAAAAUUAAACAGUCGGCUUGUUGGAGAUCAAGACAAGGCACUAUUGGGUCGGAAUAGGUCUGACAGCCAGAGUGAUGAACAGUCAUGUGAUCGGCGGGGUUGUUCAAUGAGGACUGGCACCAUGGAUGAUGAAAAGACUGAUAAAAUCCUUCAGAUUGAUAUGGGAAAGUCUCACUUCACAACCAAACGCAACAGCCUCUUCCACUCUUCUCAUAAUGUUAUGGCCUCUGAUCAACACAGCCAUAGCUUUACGAUUUCGAAGGACUCAACUGCCCAUCAAACUGUUUCAAGUCCAUCUUCUUUUGAAGUCCAAUCUUUAAGCCCGUUGAAAUUCUCUCUGCAGGAAACUGAUCAAGACAGCUCUUUCCACACUGCUAAUAAUAGCCCACAAGUCAAUUCUGCAUCAUCUAGAGGUGGUGGUUCAACAAGAAGCCCCUUCACUCGCACAAAGAGAACUGAUGUCUCAAGAAGCUGCUUAAGUGGUUACUUGGACCACCCGAACUACAUGGCUUAUACAGAAUCCUCGAGGGGCAAGGCAAGAUCCCUCAGUGCUCCUAAACAAAGACCACAGUAUGAGAGGUCUAGUUCAACAAAGAGACAUUAUGUUCAUCAUGCCUUUGGUGAAUCAAGACUAAUGAGUGCACCAAAGGACCCUAAUUCGCAUGCAGACUUCGCAAGUAAAGCUCAUCCAGGAUCUGGUCGCUUGGACAAGCUUGGGAUGGCAAUGGGUCACAAAUACUAAUGUGUCUAUAUAGAUUUGUUUUCUUGGCCUUUCAUCUAAUUUGGCUAACUGUUGUCUUUAAUUAGUACGAUAUUCUGAAUGUCAAGUGCUCAAGUGAUCUUUCA
This is a messenger RNA of Juglans microcarpa x Juglans regia, 1698 nucleotides long. RefSeq lists its product as uncharacterized. The record is from RefSeq and is a predicted model, not a curated record. Lineage: Eukaryota; Viridiplantae; Streptophyta; Magnoliopsida; Fagales; Juglandaceae. Gene Ontology annotation, molecular function: protein binding. Bases 77 to 1594 code for a protein of 505 amino acids. The transcript has 4 exons.